Molecule: messenger RNA, 2049 nt
Organism: Mauremys mutica (yellowpond turtle)
Lineage: Eukaryota; Metazoa; Chordata; Testudines; Geoemydidae
Gene: CCDC63
Product: coiled-coil domain containing 63
Exons: 12
Coding region: 349-2007 (552 amino acids)
Biological process (GO): cilium movement; outer dynein arm assembly
Cellular component (GO): axoneme
Source: RefSeq, a predicted model, not a curated record
GGGGCCGGGGCCGGGGCCCUUUUCUUUCCCUCCCUCGGGGAAUCGGCUGGCCCCGGCUCGGAAAGCAGGAGCUGAUGUUCCCCUUGGCUCUAAAGUGUCAUCGAUUAAAAACAGCUUCCUGGGGCAGGAAACCAUUGCCCCCCUUACAGAGGCUGGACAACCCGCCGCCUCCUCCCACUCGAGCCCGCUCUGAAGCCCCGUGGUUGUAUGAAGAUGGUAUCCCAUGAGAAAAGUGUUCGGAUCUGAUCCAGAGCCCACGAAAAACAGAGCUUCUCUGGAGGAGGGUUCGCUACGUUUACCGUAUCGCAGUAUCUGCCCAGAACUGAAGGCUGACGUCAACAGGAAACAAUGAAGGAUUCACAGCGGUGGAAAGAGUCCCAGUCCAGGAGUGACCCUUCGGAAUUCACCGAGAAGGAGAAGGAGAAGAUGGCUGAGACCGAGCUCCAGAAGCUGCAGCAGCAGUUUCGGAUCAUGGUAGAAAGACGGAAGUCUUUUGGUGUCAAGGCUCAACAGGAAAUGUACCAUCAGGAAAAAGAAAUAUAUUCACUGAAGCAGGAACAUGAAGAGAUUGCAUUACUCUUGAGCCUUACAAAGUCACAGAGAAAUAUGAUGUUAGAUGACAGAAAUUGUAUGGAGCUUAAAUUUCUCUUACAGACCAAAGAGGAAUAUGAUUCUCUGAUUAGAGCAACAAAAGCCCUGAUAGCUGAACUUGACGAUAAGGUAAUGGAGAUGGAAAAAAAGAUCAAAACCCAAAAAUUGGUUGUAGCAAAGGUGAAACAAGUGAAUGAUAGCAAAUGGCUGCAAAAGCAGAUUCAGAUGCUGGAGAAUCGCCUAAACCAUGUCACUGUCCAUUUCGACACCAUCCUGACCACAAAUGCCACACUCAGAGAAGAGAUUGAAAACCUGCGAUGUCAGAAAGCUAUUUUUGACAAUUUAUAUUCAAAACUUCAUAAAAAACUAGAUCAGCAAAAGAAAACAAUGGAGAAUGCAAUUGAGCAGUCCAGCCAAGCAUACGAACAGCGGGUCGAGGCACUGGCACGGAUUUCCGCCAUGAAGGAAAGGCGCUGCAAAGACAUCGCACAGUAUAAUGUGGAAUUCAGGGAACUGGAGCGUGUCUUUGACCACGAGACCAAGCUGAAAGCCUUUAUGCUCAUCAAAUUAGUGGAUCGCUCAGACUUUGAGGAACAGGCCAAAAGGGAAGAAGCCCUCAAGGCGAGCAAGCGGGCCAGAAAGAGCAAAGGCGAAAGCUUUGAGAGCUACGAGGUGGCUUACAUGCGCCUGCUGAAGCUGAGCGAGGACGGGGACAUUGGCCAGCUGGUGGCAGAUUUCAUCGAGAAAGAGGAGAAGAACUUUGCGUAUUUCAGCUACGUCACCGAGUUGAACAACGAAAUGGAGAGGCUGCAGAAGAAGACACAGGACAUUCAGAAUGAAAUUCUUCACUUAAAAUCCCAACAGAAGUUUGCUGAUGACAAAAGCAACACCAGCCUCAAGGAGAUGGAGGAGAAGCUGAAGAAAACCACCGAAGAGGCCAAUCUAUACGAGUACACCUGUAAAGAGAGCAGCAAGGUCCUGGACCAGCUCAAAUCCGCUGUGGACUUUCUGUUUAAACAAAUACACUGCGAGGACACCAAGAUAAUGGAGCAGCUUGGUGAGAGUGGGGAGAUCACGGAUCUGAACCUGAUGCAGUAUUUUGGCAUCAUAGAAAAGAAAACCAAUGAUCUCCUGCUCAUUGAAUCCUUCCUGCGCUAUAAGGAGGUCGAGGGAGAGCAGGAUUCGCUCCCUUUAUUGAAUCCAUUUUUGGGUGGCACAGGACUCCUUAAGAGUACAGAUGCAGCGAAAUUACCCCCAUCUUCCCCUACCAUAGAGCACAUGGCAGAGAACAUAGAGGACUUUGAUUGGCCUUUGGACCAUGGCAGUUUGCGCAGCCUGAUUAUUGAGAACUUCGAGAAGGAAAAGUCUAGUGGGAUCUCACUGGACAAAGAGAAGAAGAGAGGGAUAAUUUUAUAGACGGGGAAAAGCAAAUACACUGGGUAUAAAUAAUAGGUUCUU